AUGUGGUCAGAUUCACAAUUUGCCAUGGGCAUCCCUCGAUGGGCUGUACAUGGUGGCGGAGCCUCGGUGACACUGGGCUUCUGGAUCAGGCUGCAUGCAGAGAGAAGCAUGUCUCUGGCGCCCUUUUGUACCCUCCUGGGACGGAACACGACGUUUUGCCCUCCUACAUUCGCCGCUCUCCUCUUUGUGCUCUCUGAGUACAAAAAUCUCAACGGCUUGACAGGUGAGACAGUCGCAUCUGAACCACAGGGCGAGAAGAGAGGAAAUGUUAUUCGUCAUAUGGGUUACCCACGCGUAAAUGUACAGCUUUCCAGGACAGAACUUGAAACUUUGAGAUGGCACGAGUACUUCAGCCAUCUCAUUGGAAGAACAACUGAUCGCUCCUUGCUUCAACCGUCUCCAAGCGCGCCACCCGCAGGAAGUCGGGAGCUCUUCUCGUUCAUGUCACCACUAACAAGAGUACGGAUAGCCGUCGCGAAACGGAAAGUCAACCUCAGCCGAACAUGUAAGGAGCUUCCCGAUUGCCGCCUGCGGUACCCAUCGAUGUGUUCCAACCCUCGCGAGCUCGCAAGCUUAGCCUGUGGAUAUUUAAGCCCCAGCAGUAGCACCGCGACGACUAGCUUGGUCAAGGACGAGAACUGCAAGGCUGCAAAAGUAAUGCACGCAUCGCUCGAUCGGUCAUAGCAAGUGGAGAUCAUGAAUGCUUGCCCUCAGCAAAACCCGUUCGAAACCGUUCCUGUGACCCCAGCCAACCUGUUUUCCAUGGGCAUCGAUGACAGGCAUCGUAGAAACACAACACCAACCCCUACUCCCCAACGCUGACGAGCAAUGCUCACCACCACCCUACUGCUGUAUCUCCAAGAGCGCACUCUAGGCAACAGCGCACCCGAUCCUGCAUCCACCCCUCGAAUCCUCGUGACACAGCGCGCGCAUAUGCAUCGGAGCAUUUCAAAACCAAUUAUCGUCCAGACGUCUCGACCUGCGGUGGUGCAUGCGCACAGAUUGCCCGCAUGUUCGCCACGCGAGGAAAAGGAAUUACAUUCGAGCGGGCAGCUAACGGGUGUGCAUGGGCCGCUUGCAAAUGGUCGUUGAGGUCUGGCUGGGUUGAGGUUUGGUGAUGCAUGAUCGUCGACCUUGGGUGUGCGUAAGCGAGGUGGGUCUGCGAGAAAGUGUUCUCGUCUUUAGUUCUCGAGGCGCGGAUAUUGGGUGCAGAGUCGGGUUGGUGUGAUGGGGCUGUUUGUCUUGAGAUGAGCAAUCUAUAUUUCAUGCCAG
Molecule: messenger RNA, 1272 nt
Organism: Parastagonospora nodorum SN15
Lineage: Eukaryota; Fungi; Ascomycota; Dothideomycetes; Pleosporales; Phaeosphaeriaceae
Exons: 3
Coding region: 1-684 (227 amino acids)
Source: RefSeq, a predicted model, not a curated record